Messenger RNA from Scylla paramamosain (green mud crab), 3370 nucleotides. It is a transcript of the gene Ced-12, whose product is annotated as engulfment and cell motility protein 1-like. Lineage: Eukaryota; Metazoa; Arthropoda; Malacostraca; Decapoda; Portunidae. The record is from RefSeq and is a predicted model, not a curated record. The coding region runs from base 128 to 2302 and encodes 724 amino acids. Gene Ontology annotation, cellular component: plasma membrane. Gene Ontology annotation, biological process: cell motility; actin filament organization. The transcript is spliced from 16 exons.
CUCGUGUCCCUCGCUGAGUGUAAACAAGACACUCGGCUCACAGGAAGUCCCUAUCAAGUUCGCCUCAUCCUUAUUGCAGGCACAAUUUCUCCAGUUCUCAUCAAGUGGGCGCCAGAUCUAGACAAGGAUGGCGCCUACCCGGGACAGCAACGUGGUCAAGCUUGCGGUGGAGAUGCGGGCAAUGGACUCCAAGCCUGUGCCCUUCCUUGGAGAGUUCAGUCUACAGGAUCCUCUGGCAGCAUUUAUUGAAGAGCUGUGUGUCCACUGGAAGGUAGAGCAUCCGGAGAACUUUGCACUCCAGUACACGGAGCCAUCUGUCUACUAUGUCACUGAGAAGAAUAGAAGCAAGAUAAAGGAUGGCACUGUGCUCCACUUGGUCUUCUCAGCGGGCAAGACAGCGGAAGAUAUUUUACAGAAACUCCGCAAGACACCUGAGGAAAGAAAGGAUGCACUAGAGAAGCUGGUCCGCAUGAGCAGUGAUCCCACCUUUGCUAACGAGUUCAUUGGAAAACAGGGAAUGAAUUUUCUGAUCACAUGUUUGGAGACGGCCAAGCAAGAAUCCCCCCUGCUGCCUCUCAUCCUCUCCUCAUUCCUGGAGCUGAUGGACCAUGGAAUAAUGAGUUGGGACAAGCUGGAGCAAACGUUCAUUGAAAGAGUUGCCAUGUAUAUUAAUUCCCCCUCGACAAUUGAUGUGAGGACACUCAACUCUUCCCUCACCAUCCUAGAGAACAUUGUCCUCAACAGCCAGAGAAAGUAUACCAUAGUUGAAAAGCAAGUAACCAUUGCCAAGUUGCUAAACCACAUCUCCAGUAAUAAGAAAGGUGAAAUUCAUCAGGCAGUGCUGGCUCUGGUUAAUGCACUCAUCCAGAAGUCAGAGCCUCAGAAGAAGAGGUACUGGAGUGCCAGCCUCACCAGUCGCCAGCACCGCACCAUUAUCUAUAACAAUAUAGUUCUUAUGCACAAUGAGAGCACAUCAAGUGUGUCAGACUUGGCACACCAGCUGUAUGUGCUGGAGCAGCUCCUCCUGAACCAGUAUGAGGAGCGCAUGAACACCUCCAUGGACGUGAAUGACCAGGAUGCAACAGAGAAAAUCAAAGAAUUAAGAAAGAUUGCUUUUGAGUCAGAUGGAGAGGUUCCCUCAGGCAUUACUCCACGAAGACCUGAGUACAAAAAGGAGUACAAAAAAUUGGGUUUCAAAAAUGACAUAAAUCCAGCCCAGGACUUCAAGGACACUCCCCCUGGCAUGCUUGCCCUGGACAACAUGAUCUACUUUGCCCGGAACCACUCAGACCACUAUGCAAAGCUGGUGCUAGAGAACUGCUACAGAGCGGACUCCCAUGAGUGUCCAUUUGGCCGUGCCAGUAUAGAACUGACCAAACUACUCUGUGAAAUUCUCAAGAUAGGAGAUGUGCCCACUGAGCAAGGCCAGAACUACCACCCAAUGUUCUUCUCCCAUGACUGCAUGUUUGAGGAACUCUUCUCCAUCUGCAUUGUCCUCCUUAACAAAACCUGGAAGGAGAUGAAAGCCACUACGGAAGAUUUUAGCAAGGUGGUGAGUGUGGUAAAGGAACAAAUCAAACGCUCAAUAUUCAAGCAACCCUCAACCCUAGAUGAAUUCAGGAAGGAAAUCAACAACCUAACCUAUGCUGGAAUUGCUGAAAUCUGGCGCCAGGAACGACUCAACAACGAGGAGCAGGAGAUGCAGGCGCCUCCAAUCAAGGAGCUGCGCCGCGCCCUGGAGCCAGACAUCCUGGAGCUAAUCCAGCAGCACCGCCUCAGGUUCCUGGUGGAGGGGACCAGGUUCAAGAUUGCCCGAGGAGUGAGGGCAAAAGACAAGUUCAGAUAUUGUCGACUUUCCCCCAACCACAAGUUCCUCCACUACGAUGACUGUGAUGAAAAGUCUGUCCCUAGUUUAGAUGAGCUGGGCAAGAAGAUCAGCAUUGCAGACAUCAAGAGUGUGGUGACAGGAAAGGAGUGUCCACACAUGAAAGAAAAAGCAGUGAAGAAGAAUCCUGUCAACCUGGCUUUCUCUGUGCUGCUGGACAGUACAGGGAUUGGUGAGACGACCAGUGUAGACUUUGUGGCACCAGAUGAGAGGACUUACAACUACUGGGUUGAUGGACUGAACGCCCUCCAUCGCCAGACAAUGCCAAGCCCACAGACUAUAGCAGAUCUGGAAAUCCUCCUUAACAUGGAGAUCAAGCUGAGGCUGCUGGAUGCAGAGGGGGUCACCAUUCCCUCCAGCCCUCCUCCAAUACCUCCUCCUCCUCCUAACUAUUCCUUCUGCUACCAGCUGCCCUAACUGGAGUCACUGUGGUGGAGGCUGUGCAUCCUUCAUUCGGUAAAGUUCCAUGGUGUGCUUUAUGGUGGUAACUUUACAAGACUUUUCCUUCAAACUCUGUACAGUAUUGUAGUAUUUAAUAUAGGUAACUGAAUCUUUUUUACUCGCUCUCUCUUUCUUCUUAAUUUUACAAAUCUUUUAGAUUAUAAUCCCAGUGAAUUAAUAUAAGUUUAUUUUUGUCUUAUUUCUGUGGUAACUGGAUGGAGAAAUUAACCAUAUCAAUAAGUCAUCAAGCCAUUAAAUGAUAAAAAGCCUCUUGCUGGUGACAAAUCUCAAGUAGAGCGUUAGUUUGAGUAUGUCAAACAAAUCAGAGGUGAGGUGUGUGCCACCCCACUCUGACCAACAUGUUCACCUGCAGGUUAUGAAGCUCAAAUAAAGUAGUAAGGAAAUGUGAUGAUUCCCAAGUCUUCAUUUGAACUUACAGUGAAAUUAUGUUACUUUUUUGUUUCACAUGAUAGAAGAUUUCUAAAUUCACUAGAAUUCUAAGUAUAUGCAUUUUAAUGUUGUGUGUAAGACUGCAUACCUCUAUCUAUAGUCAGAGAAUCCUUACAUUAAGAAUCAACUUUCAGAGCACACUAUUCUACUCUUAAGGGAAGGGAACAUAAAUUAUGACAUCAUUCCCUUGUACCACAUGCAUCAACCAUAAUUGUUAUGUUAAAGAGGCUAGUCAUUUUAUUGUUACUUUUAGCCACAGAGAAUGAUAGAAAAAGCUGAUUUUUAAUGGUUAGGGGAUAUUGAGUCAUCUGCCACACCACACUGGCUUAUGGUGUUUUGGUACAAUUGUUCAGAGAAGCUUUAUUGUGAUUCAUUGUUUCAGUCAUUGACUCACUUUGCCAGAAGAACUGGUUCAUUGUAUUGAUAAGAUAAGUAGUUUAUGCAAGUUGGAGUGUGUGCAGCACCUGCUCAGAAGACCUAAACCGUAAAUAAUAUUUUGACCUGCAUUGUGUGAUUGGACAGAGACAGGUGAAACUACAAGGACUUUGCCCUCAAGCUGCUGCUGCUGCUUGCAGGGAAGGUCACUCAUGUGUG